GGAAGCUGGUCCCUGGUAGUGCGUCAAGGGGCGGGCGGUCCCGGAAGCCAGGUGGGAGGUGAUCGUCCUGCAGGCCGCGUGACUGGGCUGUGGUCGGCUUAGCCUUGGUGGCCUUUCUCCAUUAUCCUGAGGCAUCGCAGGGCAAAUGGAAGCAUCCCGGACCUGGAAUUGAGAGUCCUGGCUUAUGGUCCUGCCCUUUCCUCUCACUUGUGGUUUGACGAGGAAUCCAGAUUGCAAACUCACGUUAAGUUAUCUGGAGACUGGCUGAGGGAUGUUAAUCAAAUCACUACUUUUCUCUGAGCCAACUUCUUCAUCUCCAAGAUGGGUAAAAUAGUACCUACUUCACAGGAUCGUGAUUGCCCAGAUCGCCAUUUAGGGCAGUAGGAAUCUUCUUUGAUUGUGGAACACUGGGCAUGAGCUUUGCCAUUGGCUGGCUGAGAAGGAGGAGGCAGAAUGUCUGCAUUGUUACACCACAGAGUUCAAACUUCAGAAGACUUUGAGUUAAGCAGUGUCAUUUACUCUGCAAAUGAUUAUGUCUUCACCUGUUCUCUAUGAUCAUCACAAACUAAUGAAACACCUCUUAGGUCUUAAGAAUUCGGGUCACACUGUUUUCUGGAUGCUCUGGCAGCUGAUACAGGACCUGUGAAAAAUGGAACCAAACUCGCUGAGGACAAAAGUCCCAGCUUUCCUAUCUGAUUUGGGGAAGGCCACCUUGAGGGGAAUCAGAAAGUGUCCCCGAUGCGGCACUUACAAUGGAACCCGGGGACUGAGCUGUAAAAAUAAGACCUGUGGAACCAUAUUCCGAUAUGGUGCGCGGAAGCAGCCUAGUGCGGAAGCUGUCAAAAUCAUAACAGGCUCUGACCUGCAAGUCUACUCAGUGCGGCAAAGAGACCGGGGCCCUGAUUACCGAUGCUUUGUGGAGCUAGGAGUUUCUGAGACGACAAUCCAGACCGUGGAUGGGACGAUCAUCACUCAACUGAGCUCUGGACGGUGUUAUGUCCCCUCAUGCCUGAAAGCUGCCACCCAGGGUGUGGUAGAAAACCAGUGCCAGCACAUCAAGCUGGCAGUGAACUGCCAAGCAGAGGCCACCCCUCUGACUCUAAAGAGCUCGGUCCUGAAUGCAAUGCAGGCCUCGCCAGAAACCAAGCAGACCAUCUGGCAGUUAGCCACAGAACCCACAGGUCCCCUUGUACAGAGGAUUACUAAAAACAUUUUGGUGGUGAAAUGUAAGGCAAGUCAGAAGCAUAGUUUAGGGUAUUUGCAUACAUCCUUCGUGCAGAAAAUCAGUGCCAAAAGCUUACCUGAGCGCCGUUUCUUCUGCUCCUGCCAGACUCUGAAAUCACACAAGUCGAAUGCCUCCAAGGAUGAGGCGGUCCAGAGAUGCAUUCAUUUCUUUGCUUGCAUCUGUGCCUUUGCCAGUGACGAGACAUUGGCUCAGGAAUUCUCAGACUUCCUAAAUUUUGAUUCCAGUGGUCUUAAGGAGAUUAUUGUGCCCCAGUUAGGUUGCCAUUCAGAAUCAACAGUAUCAGCUUGUGAGUCUACUGCCUCUAAGCCAAAGAAGAGGAAAAAGGAGGAAGUAUCUGGUGCACAGACGAACAGCUCGCUGCUGCCUCAAGAUGCAGUGAACAGUAAUCUAAGGAAAAGUGGCCUGAAAAAGCCUGUGGUUGCUUCUUCAUUAAAAAGGCAGGCCUGUGGUCAACUGUUAGAUGAGGCACAAGUGACCUUAUCCUUCCAAGACUGGCUGGCUAGUGUCACGGAACGCAUCCAUCAAACCAUGCACUAUCAGUUUGAUGGCAAACCAGAGCCACUGGUGUUCCACAUUCCUCAGUCCUUCUUUGAUGCCCUGCAACAGAGAAUAUCCAUAGGAAGUGCAAAAAAACGGCUUCCCAACUCCACCACAGCUUUUGUGCGCAAAGACGCCUUGCCACUGGGAACCUUUUCUAAAUAUACCUGGCAUAUCACAAAUAUCCUGCAAGUUAAACAAAUCUUAGAUACUCCAGAGAUGCCCUUGGAAAUCACCCGGAGUUUUAUCCAGAACCGGGAUGGGACUUAUGAGCUGUUUAAAUGCCCUAAAGUAGAAGUAGAGAGCAUAGCAGAAACCUAUGGCCGUAUAGAAAAGCAACCAGUGCUGCGACCCUUGGAACUAAAAACUUUUCUCAAAGUUGGCAACACUUCCCCAGAUCAAAAGGAGCCAACACCUUUCAUCAUUGAGUGGAUCCCAGAUAUUCUUCCCCAAUCCAAGAUUGGCGAGCUGCGGAUCAAGUUUGAGUACGGUCACCACCGGAAUGGCCAUGUGGCAGAUUACCAAGACCAGCGGCCCCCCCUGGACCAGCCCUUGGAGCUUGCACCUCUGACCACCAUUACUUUCCCUUGAGGCAAAACAAAAGAGGCUUUUGCUGCUAAAUUUGCACAUCCCAACCCUUUGACAACUUUAAAUACUAGUCAGGCACUUAGAUGGCCUUGUUCCUUAAUGAACUGCUCUUAGCUAAGACGCAGUUUCUCAACACAAUCAAUUGGAUACUGUUGAAGAAAAACUCUUUUUGUAAAUAGCCCUUUUGGUGCUGCUGUGUAUAGUCUUCAUUCUAAAUUGGGUGGUAUUUCUGGCUAGAGUUUUUAAGGAAACAAAAAGAAAACCAGCCUACCAUCUUCUUUAAACGACCCACUUUUAGAGUUUGUUUCACCCUUUUCCUAAUUCUCUGAGGUUAUUAGCAGCACUCUGCCCUACACCAACAGUGUUGAAAUGUUAAUAAUACCUUGGUUAUGGCAGAAUGUUAUUAAGGACCAUCCUGUCAGAGUUCCAGUUAUGCCAUUUUAUUCUGUUCUCAAAUAAAGCACAGUGUCACUAGUUUUUCCAAA
Molecule: messenger RNA, 2856 nt
Organism: Phacochoerus africanus (Common warthog)
Lineage: Eukaryota; Metazoa; Chordata; Mammalia; Artiodactyla; Suidae
Gene: C5H2orf42
Product: chromosome 5 C2orf42 homolog
Exons: 10
Coding region: 650-2374 (574 amino acids)
Cellular component (GO): nucleus
Source: RefSeq, a predicted model, not a curated record